Prorocentrum cordatum is the source of this 1652-nucleotide messenger RNA. The record is from the annotation of a GenBank genome assembly. Lineage: Eukaryota; Dinophyceae; Prorocentrales; Prorocentraceae.
GCGUGGAUGGAAGGGGCGGGCCGAUGCGGAGGGCCGGCGGGCCCGCUCUCCAGCCCGGCGCGAGGCCGGCGGGCACCGCGGCCGGCAGGGGCUGCAGCGGGGGCCUCGCCCAGCUGGCCGCGCUGGCGCUGCUGGCGGCGGGGCUGCUGCUGGUGGCCUCGAAGGACUUCGACGCCGCGGCCUUGGGCCGCCUGCAGCGCCCGCUGUUGGGCGAGCAGCAGGACGGCGUCACGGCUGGCCUCGGAGGCGGCACCGCCGAUGGGGAGGCGGAGCAGCAGGACGGCGUCGAUGCGGGCCUCGGAGGCGGCACCGCUGGCCGGGAGACGGCGGUCUCCCACGACGUGGCGGUCCACAACGAGACGGGCUUGUGCGUGCCCGGGGGGCCAGCCAGUCUUGGCAUGAGCUUCACUGGGCAGAAGAUCGGAGCAUCGAUUGCCGUGCACCCUCCGCGCUUCUAUGCGAUCGCGCAGCUGCUGGAGGAGUACGUGUCGUGCCCGGCGGCCGUGAGUGCGCUUGGGCUCUUCUUGGUUUUCAGCAGCGCGCAGGACAUGGAUCUCUUCCGAGCCGCCGUGCAGUGCUUGAACCCUGCGGUGCCCCACAACGCAUACACGCCUGUGGUGGUGAGGGAUCCAUACACUGGCUGGAGGAAGGCUAGCGGCUUCGAGAACCAGUUCAUUGCAGCCUACAAGAAGUGGUACGGAAUCGCACACAUGAUGGAUCUCGCUUCCGGCGUGCCCGAGUACGGAAUGAUGCUUGAUGCCGAGCUGCUCUUGUACGAGAUGCACGCUCCAGAGUCCCACCGAAAGGGUUGCCGCAAGGGCAGUGCAUGGGCAGAGUUGUUGGGAAGGAUACGCCGGGCGGAGGCGAAGAAGGAAUGGUUGGCCGCGCGGGUCAGUGAGACUCUCAAGAUCUAUAAGUUCGGCAACGACCUUAAGAGUGGCAAGAUGUUCGACCAGCUUCUGAUCGGUGGAAAUGCCAACUUCAUCACCAAGGGCGUUUGGAAAGUGGAUACGGGAAAAACUGGCACAGAGCCCUUCACAUGUUACAAGGGGCGCGAUCGCUCUGAGCCCGAGUGCCUCGAGAUCCGCAAGCAAUACGAGGAUGGACUUUUUACUUGGUGGACCGACAUCCCGUGGAUGAAUCUCACCGUUGCCAUGCGGCUGUUGAAGCACGUGCUCCCGGAAAACAGAACCCUUCAACAGCAGGACAGCUAUUGCGAGAUUGCCACGCACGUCCGUUUUCAACGUUUCGAGCACAUUCACUACCAGCAGUGGACGGUACUCAACGAAGGCUUCCGCUUCCGGGACGUCACGAACCUCACCGGGGAGGCCAAAUGGGGCUCCUACCUGGAGGACCCGAUGCCCGGCACGCGGCUGGAGGAGCUCGCCCCGAUGUGGAUCUCGGGCCAGGCAGUGGAGAGGGCCGAGAAGGGCACGAUCGUGGGGCCCCCCGCCGCCGAGCCGCCGCUGCUGAUCUUCCACAGCGACCACGGGAACCCCCGCAAGAACUUCCUGCCGAAGCGGAAGCAGCUGAAGAAGCAUUGGGGGUUGUCGUGGGCGGGUAAGGCUUCGGGUUGCGAGUGGCUGGUCUGCGAGGAAGUCCUGAGGGGUCAGGGCCGGGACGACUGGAGCGCGAAGGACAUCGAGCGCUAG